AUGGAAUAUCUGACGGCUGAGGUGCUCGAGCUCACCGGAAGUGCAGCGCGCGACAACAAAAAAACCCGCAUCAUACCCCGUCACAACCCGUUAGCGAAGAGAACCGAUGAGAACUGA
Soboliphyme baturini is the source of this 117-nucleotide messenger RNA. NCBI's taxonomy places the organism in Eukaryota, Metazoa, Nematoda, Enoplea, Dioctophymatida, Soboliphymatidae. The record is from the annotation of a GenBank genome assembly.